Messenger RNA from Bipolaris maydis ATCC 48331, 903 nucleotides. RefSeq lists its product as uncharacterized. The record is from RefSeq and is a predicted model, not a curated record. Lineage: Eukaryota; Fungi; Ascomycota; Dothideomycetes; Pleosporales; Pleosporaceae.
AUGGAAAUGGAGAGUCAAAAGAUCGAAGAGUUGGGUGCGUUAUUGGAUCGCUUGCAUGUUCUGAUCGGUGAGGUAGACAAGCCAAACAUCAUUCGCGAUGCGCUAGAUACAGAACAACUAGACACGCUGCGAACCAUUUACGAAAUUUGCGUUGAAUGCGAAGAAUUGGAAGAGGGUGAUUUGUUGCCGCUCAAGAAGACGAAGAAGCGGAAACGGGGCCUGAAAAGUCAAUUGGGUGGCCCUGGAGAUCCAUGGAAACGUAUCACAAAUCUGGAAAUUUUACCGGCACUCCCUGUAUUUGUCACCACACACCUCAAGAAAUACCCAGCAGAUACUGAGGCUGAAAAUUUUCUAAGAGCGUUGAGCCUUGCUAGCAAUUGUGGCCAGUACAGUUCGGCCGACGACCUUGGUAACGCUUUUAUGGCUCGGUAUAAGUGGACCCAACAGGUUGAACGUCGUGACGAGAAGAUACACAUCUUCCAAUUAUUUAAUGAUCUUUUCUGGUUUGAUAUGAUGCAACUUCUACGGCCCCAUGGUACCGGUCGAGUUGGAGCAAUGAUGCGAGUAGAACUAGACCGGUUUUUGACCCCGUUGGAUUUCGAUAAAAUGGGUCUCCAAAAACAUGAGGUGAUGGCUAACGUGGGCGACUGGAGUAUACGAGGCGCGAAGAUUCAUAAGCUCUGCGUCCGUUAUGGUCCGGGUGUGAUUUUAGUCCUCCACAAACAACUUUCAAGAAGCUUUCUCGAAGGUCGAUUCACCGCUUCCGGCCCAUAUUACAAUGGGGCCAUAAACCGACUCGACAGUCUUGGCCUUAAUACGUAUAUAAAUAAUUCGGGCGCUGAAUUGCUUGCUAUAAGCAUCCGCAAUCUGCUUAUCAAGCCGUUCCAGGAAGCGCAGUCGUAG